AUGGCUGAUAGCAAUCAAAAUGAUGAAAAUCGUCUUGAGGAAACUAUACAUCGCCCUGGGAAAGAGUCAAUGGGAUCUCAAAGACCCCACACCACUAGAACAUCACGUUCAAGGAGAAACGAUGCUAGUGGUGAUCAAAAUUCAGAAAGAAGGAAGGAAUGUACUAAUAAUUCUGAUAGGUACGUGCCUAGAAGUGAGGAUGCUUACGAUCCAACUAGACAGCCUGAUCUUCGCGAGCACUUGAAUCAAAGACAGCCUGAUCUUUGCGAGCGACUAAAUCAAAAUGCACCUAAUUUGCGCCAUCAACUUAAUGCAAAUCAACAGCAAGUGGAUCCCAUCCAAUUGCGAAUCAUUGAAUUGGAGGAUAAGUUCAGAAAGUAUCAGGAUGGAGAACAUGGAAAAUUACCUGGUUACGAUUCGGAUGAGGAAACCGAGCCGUUUCAUCCUGAUAUUUUAAAUUCUGAAUUUCCUCAGGGAUUCAAGAACCCACGUGUCUCGCAUGAUGGAACUACGGAUCCAGUCGCUCACUUGAAUAACUUUAAUACUAUAAUGCGAGCCAGCAAUGACUUUAAGAAACAAUUUCAAGCUGCUAGAGACAGGCGACCUGAAGCAUCAUCCUUAACUAACAUAAAGCAGGAACCAGGCGAGUCGCUUAAGGCUUACUUGAGUCGCUUUAGCACAGCCGUUGUAAAGGUAGGGAUCACAACUAACCUUUCUACGGCUGGAGGCGAGUUGUGGGAUGACCUACAGGAUCGCCCAGUGAGGAACAUUAAUGAAUUCAAUGAAAGAGCGCAAGUAUUUGUGCGCAAAGAAGAAGCAAGAAACGAGAUGAAAAUUCUUGAGAAGACUAUUGUUACUGUUAAUGGUAUGAUUUCUGGGUUCGUGAAGAAUGAGUCAUUUGAUGCUGGUUUGAAUUUGUUUAAACGAAUUCUGGUGUGCCUUUUCGGUUUGGAAUUGAAGCCCAACUAUGUUACUUUAGUAAUAUUGAUUUCUGGUUGUUUUGAGUUUCGAAGACUUGAUGUUGGAAAAACACUUCAUUCUUACUGUCAUAAAACGGGUCUGGAUUCGGUAACAGAGGCAUGUAAUGUACUCAUUGAUUUGUAUUCCAAGUUUAAGUGUAUGAUUGACGCAUCACGUUUGUUCAAAGCAAUGGUUGAUAAAGAUUUGGUUUCAUGGAAUACUAUGAUUUCUGGUUAUGCUUCGGUUGGUGAAUACAUGAGAGCUUUCAUUUUGUUUAGCGAAAUGAGAUCAAAUAAUAUUGCAUUUGAUAGGGUAUCCUUGAUUAGUUUGAUUUUGGCUUCUGGUUACGGUAAAGAAAUUGAUUUGGUCAAAAUAGUUCAUGGCUAUAUAAUAGCUAGUGGAAUAGAGAUCACUGUGCCUGUUGGAACUACUUUGAUUAACAUGUACUCAAAAUGUGGAUCAGUAGAGUUUGCUAGAAAUGUGUUCUCCCAAUUACAAGACGAAAAUAUUGCUUCUUGGAAUGCUCUGGUUCAUGCAUAUGUUGAAUGUCAUCAUGAUCAUGAAGCGUUAGAAGUCUUCAGUCAGAUCAAAUUGAGAAAGCUAAAACCAGAUGAAGUAACCAUGCUAGGAGUAAUCUUAGCUUGUCGAAACUCUGGUGAAUUGUAUCAUGGCAUUGACAUUCAUUCGUACAUUGAAUCGAGUUCUCAUCUCAAUUAG
Cannabis sativa is the source of this 1677-nucleotide messenger RNA. Its product is annotated as pentatricopeptide repeat-containing protein At1g08070, chloroplastic-like. The record is from RefSeq and is a predicted model, not a curated record. Lineage: Eukaryota; Viridiplantae; Streptophyta; Magnoliopsida; Rosales; Cannabaceae. The coding region runs from base 1 to 1677 and encodes 558 amino acids. Gene Ontology annotation, molecular function: protein binding; RNA binding. The transcript has 5 exons. Gene Ontology annotation, biological process: RNA modification.